AUGCCCUCGGAUUUGUCAAAUUACCUUGCCUCUCGAUACCUUGUGGCAGACCCUAAGCCUCACUCCAAGAAGCGCAAACGAAAACAGUCUACAGCAAACGGACUUGUUAUUACGGAUGACGAUGACAAAUCCUGGAUACAUCCGGACUCAGCGGCCGAUAGACAUGGAGAAGAGCUGCCAUUAAUAGUUCCCGGGUCUACAUCUGAAUUUCGCAAAACCACUAAAAGCAAUUGGAAGAGCUUGGGAGCGACAAAGGUCGACACAGAUGCAGCGGCCGCUGACGCAAUUCUUGCGUCAACUGCUGCAGAAAACGAAUCGAGACGAAGCACCAAUGACGAAAUGCCGACUGUUGAGAGAAAUGAUGGGUUAGUUAUGAUGAGCGACGGCACCCAUGCUGGUCUCCAGACCGCUGCGGCAGUUUCCGCCCAGCUCCAACGGAGGCAAAAGGAAGAGCGCAGGGAGUUUGAGUGCCACAGAAGAUCUGCAAAGGAAGAAGAAACCGUUUAUCGCGACGCGACAGGGCGAAGAAUCGACAUAUCCAUGAAACGGGCUGAAGCCAGAAAGGCAGCCGCUGAGGCUGAAGAUAAAGCUCAGCUAGCAAAGCAAGCUCUUAAAGGGGCUGUACAGAUGAAUGACGCGCAAAAAAAAAGAGAGCAACUGGAAGAUGCUAAGCUUCUUCCGUUUUCUCGGAGCGCGGACGAUGAAGGUAUGAACAGUGAACUGAAGCAACAGGAGAGGUGGAAUGACCCGAUGCUUCAAUUCCUAAGGGAUAGGAAGAACAAAGGCAGGCCUCAAAAGUCCGCUCCAAGACGCCGGCCAAUGUAUGCUGGAGCAGUCCCGCCGAAUCGAUAUGGCAUUAAACCCGGAUAUCGCUGGGAUGGGGUCGAUCGAGGCACAGGUCUCGAGGCAGAGAGGUUCAACGCCAUAAACCGGCGGGACAGAAUCAAGGGUCUAGAUUAUUCGUGGCAAAUGGAUGAAUAA
This is a messenger RNA of Metarhizium brunneum ARSEF 3297, 981 nucleotides long. RefSeq names its product Pre-mRNA-splicing factor CWC26 (gene CWC26). Gene Ontology annotation, molecular function: RNA binding. NCBI's taxonomy places the organism in Eukaryota, Fungi, Ascomycota, Sordariomycetes, Hypocreales, Clavicipitaceae. Gene Ontology annotation, biological process: mRNA splicing, via spliceosome. Gene Ontology annotation, cellular component: RES complex; U2-type spliceosomal complex. The record is from RefSeq and is a predicted model, not a curated record.